AUGGCUGCGAAUAGUGAUCGUCCGCCGUUCAGUAAGUUCCAGCGACCGAACUUGAAGGGAUUUGGUGACUUCAGGGGCGAUUUCAAAGGUAAGGGCAAGUGGUCCAAAGGCGGAAAAGGUGAGAAGGGUGGCAAAGGUGCCAAAGGCCAUGAGGCGCGGAAGGAGCUUCAGGGGCUUCAGUUGGUGUGGAGGACGCCGGACGGUCGGGAUCUUUGUUUUGGGUUCAAUGCAGGGCAUUGUUCAGGGAAGUGCAAUAGGGUGGGUGGAACUCCCACACCCAGCAUGGGGGUCGCUCCAUCAGCUCCAGUGCAACUUCCAAAUGUGAAGGUUUUGUACUUGUUCGCUGGGAAGCAGCGCCAGGCCGAUGUAGGUUCUUGUUUAAGACAGAUGCAGGCUAAAGGCCAAAUCGUCUUGGAGUUGCUUGAAUUCGAUAUUGCUCGUUCAGAAGAUCACGAUCUGCGCAGUGAUGAGUUGUGGCGACAGAUCACAGAUCGUUUACGGCUAGGCAAUUG
This is a messenger RNA of Durusdinium trenchii, 512 nucleotides long. NCBI's taxonomy places the organism in Eukaryota, Dinophyceae, Suessiales, Symbiodiniaceae. The record is from the annotation of a GenBank genome assembly.